This is a messenger RNA of Tarenaya hassleriana, 2466 nucleotides long. RefSeq names its product probable receptor-like protein kinase At5g18500. Gene Ontology annotation, molecular function: protein kinase activity; ATP binding. The transcript is spliced from 8 exons. Gene Ontology annotation, biological process: protein phosphorylation. NCBI's taxonomy places the organism in Eukaryota, Viridiplantae, Streptophyta, Magnoliopsida, Brassicales, Cleomaceae. Bases 751 to 2247 code for a protein of 498 amino acids. The record is from RefSeq and is a predicted model, not a curated record.
AUUUCCAUUGCUUCUCCUCUCCGUGUACCCUCUAAAUUCUGAGUAUUUAUACUAUUCUGUUUUUUUUUUUUUUUCAUUUUUUGUGUGAAGGUAGUGUAAUGUGAUGCAAUGCAAUGCAAGAUAUCUCACCACACCCAAAAAAAAAAAAAAAAGAAACUGAAACUUCAUCACCUACCACUUGAUAACUCCAUUUCCUCUUCCUUUCCUCAAUAACCAUGGCACCAGAUCUCACUGCCCACUUUCAAAUUUUUCUCCUUUUUUUAAUGGUUUGCUUUGUUCUUCAUCACAAUUUAAGCAAAGAUUUAAAAAAAGUCCCCAUUUGUUUUGGUUUCUCGCUAUUGUUACUGUUGUUGCUUUGGUUACAUGACAGCUCCUUGCCAUCUUAGAUCCGACAGUCCUUUCAUUCUCCCCCAACAUUGACUCUUGCCUUUCCAGAGAGAGAGAGAGAGAAAAAAGGUCCCGUCUUUUUAUCUGAGCUGUUGAUUUGGUUGAAUUCUGGCAUCUGGGUUUGGCUUCUUCUGUGUUGUUUUCUGAUGGAUUUUGGUGUUUUGUGAAAUGGGUUUUGGAUUUCAGCUUUUGUUUAUUUUGGGAUCUUGUUUAUGUGUAAUCUGCAUUCAAAGAUCUGAACUUUGCAGGUUUUGAUCUUCCCUUUGCGUUCUUUGAGGUGAAAAUUCGAACUCCCUCUCUCGUAAAUAGUUGAAUUCUGAAUUUAAAAACAACAGGACAGGGAAUUAUUCAGAUUGAGGAACAAUGGGUGGUCAUCUGAAAGACCAGCUCUCAAGAAACAGCCAUGUGUUUGGUCUUAAGCUCUGGGAAGUGAUGGGAUUAGCCGUUGCAUUGUUCAUCAUAGCCAUCCUCUCUGUUCUCUCGUUUUGUCUCACCUCGAAAAAGAAAUCAAGAAGAUCUAUAACCAGUCUUCUUCCAGUUAGCCAAACCCCUCCUGUCUCCAAGGAGAUCAAAGAAGUCGGAAUUGAUGAACAUGACUCAGCAAGCAACGUUGCUCUUCUAACGAUUCGUGACAAAGACAGUAAAGAAUCUGAUAAAGAUUUGCUUCGUUUGGAUGUGGGGAGGAGAAAGAACCGAGGUUAUAGUCGGUCAGGAUCAUUUCGUAAACAUUCUCAGUUGCAGUCAGGGGAAGAAGGUUUUUCGGGUGGAGCGAUCAAACCUUCUUCUUCUUCUUCAUAUAAUAUGGCAGGUCCAUCCCCUCUGACCGGUCUACCCGAGUUUACUCACCUCGGUUGGGGCCACUGGUUCACUCUGAGAGAUCUUGAGUUAGCAACAGGCAAGUUUGCAAAGGAAAACGUUGUCGGGGAAGGUGGAUACGGAGUUGUAUACAGCGGAAAGUUGAUCAAUGGAGCUCAAGUCGCAGUGAAAAAGAUUCUGAACAACUUGGGCCAAGCUGAGAAAGAGUUCAGCGUUGAAGUCGAAGCUAUUGGCCAUGUUCGCCACAAGAACUUGGUUCGUCUUCUUGGAUACUGUAUCGAGGGUACACACAGGAUGUUAGUUUAUGAGUAUGUUAACAACGGAAACCUAGAACAAUGGCUUCAUGGAGGGAUGAGACACCAUGGAUAUCUCACUUGGGAAGCUCGGAUGAAAGUUCUCAUCGGUACAGCCAAAGGUCUUGCGUAUCUGCACGAGGCUAUAGAGCCGAAAGUAGUUCACCGAGACAUAAAGGCGAGCAAUAUACUAAUUGAUGACGAGUUCAAUGCCAAGGUUUCGGAUUUCGGCCUUGCCAAGUUGCUCGGUUCCGGGAAAAGCCAUGUAACCACUAGAGUAAUGGGAACGUUCGGGUAUGUUGCUCCAGAAUACGCAAAUACCGGACUUUUAAACGAGAAGAGCGAUGUCUACAGCUUUGGGGUUUUGAUCUUAGAAGCAAUCACUGGAAGAGAUCCUGUAGAUUACGGGCGUCCUGCUCACGAGGUGAAUCUAGUGGACUGGUUGAAGAUGAUGGUGGGGAGUAGAAGAUCAGAAGAAGUUGUGGAUCCAAACAUAGAGGUAAAACCACCGAGGAGAGCGUUGAAACGUGCCCUCUUGACGGCUCUGAGAUGCGUCGAUCCAGAUUCAGACAAGAGACCGAACAUGAGCCAAGUUGUCCGUAUGCUCGAGUCCGAGGAAUAUCCCAUUCCCAGAGAGGACCGGAGGCGAUCCAGAACUAACGGGGAGAGUAUGGAUAUUGAAUUGCAGAAGGAAAGCUCAGAUACAGACAGAAGUAACUCGGCUUCAAGAUCACAAAGCAAGAGACGAUAAAUCAUUCAUCCAAAAAAACUGAUAUUCUCUCAUGCGGUUCUUUCUUCUGCAAUUGUUUCCGGGUUCUCUUUCGGGUUUUCGUAUUUGAAGAGUAGAUGACAGAUAGAUAUAUGCAUACAUGUAUGAACACGUUUUGUAUAUGGAAACCGGUUUUCUUAAAAAGACUAGUGGAUUGGCGUAAUAAAAUCAUUGUAUGAACAUGCUUUUUUCCAGCUGUAA